UUUGCCGUGACCCACAUGAGAAAAAAGUGGAAAAUGGGAGGCAUGAAAUACACUUUUUCCUUGUUGUUCUUUCUUUUCCUAGAAGGAAGCAAAACAGAACAAGUAAAACACUCAGAGACGUAUUGUUUGUUUCAAGACAAGAAGUACAGAGUGGGCGAGAGAUGGCAUCCUUACCUGGAACCUUAUGGGUUGGUUUACUGUGUGAACUGCAUCUGCUCAGAGAACGGGAAUGUGCUUUGCAGCCGAGUCAGAUGUCCAAACCUUCAUUGUCUCUCUCCCGUGCAUAUUCCUCAUCUGUGCUGUCCUCGCUGUCCAGAAGACUCCUUACCCCCAGUGAACAAUAAGGUGACCAGCAAGUCGUGUGAGUACAAUGGGACCACUUACCAACAUGGAGAGCUUUUUGUGGCUGAAGGGCUUUUUCAGAACCGGCAACCCAAUCAGUGUACCCAGUGCAGUUGUUCGGAGGGGAAUGUGUAUUGUGGUCUCAAGACUUGCCCCAAGUUAACCUGUGCAUUCCCAGUCUCUGUUCCAGAUUCCUGUUGCCGGGUGUGCAGAGGGGAUGGAGAACUGUCGUGGGAACAUUCUGAUGGUGAUAUCUUCCGGCAACCUGCCAACAGAGAAGCAAGACAUUCUUACCAUCGCUCUCACUAUGAUCCUCCACCAAGCCGACAGGCUGGAGGUCUGCCCCGCUUUCCUGGGGCCAGAAGUCACCGGGGAGCUCUUAUGGAUUCCCAGCAAGCAUCAGGGACCAUUGUGCAAAUUGUCAUCAAUAACAAACACAAGCAUGGACAAGUGUGCGUUUCCAAUGGAAAGACCUAUUCCCAUGGCGAGUCCUGGCACCCAAAUCUCCGGGCAUUUGGCAUUGUAGAGUGUGUGUUGUGCACUUGUAAUGUCACCAAGCAAGAGUGUAAGAAAAUCCACUGCCCCAAUCGAUACCCAUGCAAGUAUCCUCAAAAAAUAGAUGGCAAGUGCUGCAAGGUGUGUCCAGGUAAAAAGGCGAAAGAAGAACUUCCAGGCCAAAGCUUUGACAACAAAGGCUACUUUUGCGGAGAAGAAACAAUGCCUGUGUAUGAGUCUGUGUUCAUGGAGGAUGGAGAAACUACCAGAAAAAUAGCACUGGAGACUGAGAGACCACCUCAGGUAGAGGUCCAUGUAUGGACCAUUCGAAAGGGCAUUCUCCAGCACUUUCAUAUUGAGAAGAUCUCCAAGAGGAUGUUUGAGGAGCUUCAUCACUUCAAGCUGGUGACCAGGACAACCCUGAGCCAGUGGAAGAUAUUCACCGAAGGAGAAGCUCAAAUCAGCCAGAUGUGUUCAAGUCGUGUGUGCAGAACAGAGCUUGAAGAUUUGGUCAAGGUUUUGUACCUAGAGAGAUCUGAAAAGGGCCACUGUUAA
This is a messenger RNA of Otolemur garnettii (small-eared galago), 1392 nucleotides long. It is a transcript of the gene CHRDL1, whose product is annotated as chordin like 1. Lineage: Eukaryota; Metazoa; Chordata; Mammalia; Primates; Galagidae. The transcript has 11 exons. The record is from RefSeq and is a predicted model, not a curated record. Bases 16 to 1392 code for a protein of 458 amino acids. Gene Ontology annotation, molecular function: protein binding.